Penicillium brevicompactum is the source of this 1446-nucleotide messenger RNA. RefSeq names its product ribosomal lysine N-methyltransferase. Gene Ontology annotation, molecular function: protein-lysine N-methyltransferase activity; protein binding. The transcript has 3 exons. Lineage: Eukaryota; Fungi; Ascomycota; Eurotiomycetes; Eurotiales; Aspergillaceae. Gene Ontology annotation, cellular component: nucleus. The coding region runs from base 1 to 1446 and encodes 481 amino acids. Gene Ontology annotation, biological process: peptidyl-lysine monomethylation. The record is from RefSeq and is a predicted model, not a curated record.
AUGUCCUCGACUACCCACUUUCCCGAUACCGAGGGUUUCCAAACACAGUCUGACAACUUCAUAUCAUGGCUGCAGGCCAGCCCAGGAGUGCAACUCAAUCCUAAAUUGAGACUUGCAGACCUACGGGCAAACGGUGCAGGACGAGGUGUGGUGGCACAGGACAACAUCCCCGAAGGCGAGGAACUCUUUUCGAUCCCCCGUGCUAUGGUUCUAGCUGUCCAGAACUCAGACCUGAAGACCCUGCUGGGACAAGAUCUAGAGCAGCUCGGCCCAUGGCUGUCUCUGAUGCUGGUUAUGCUGUACGAGUACCUUCAGGGAGACAAGUCCCGGUGGGCUCCAUACUUCAAGGUCUUGCCUUCUCGGUUCGAUAGUCUGAUGUUCUGGUCACCUGCCGAGUUGCAGGAACUGCAAGCAAGCACCAUUGUUGAGAAAAUCGGCCGACAAGGCGCUGAAGAGUCGAUCAUGGAAAUGAUCGCUCCUAUCGUCAGGGCAAACCCCGCUCUAUUCCCACCGACCUCUGGUCUGGCGUCCUAUGAUGGCGAUGCUGGUGCUGCCGCUCUGAUUGAGCUGGCCCAUGUCAUGGGGUCUCUUAUCAUGGCCUAUGCCUUUGACAUUGAGAAGUCCGAGGAUGAUGAUGAUGAGGGAGACGCAAACGAUGAAAGCUAUAUGACCGACGAUGAGGAUGAACAGCUGCCAAAGGGCAUGGUCCCGCUCGCCGAUCUCCUGAACGCUGACGCAGAUCGAAACAACGCCCGUCUGUACCAAGAGGAAGGCGCCCUUGUCAUGAAGACAAUUAAGCCAAUUCAAACAGGCGAGGAGAUUUUCAACGAUUACGGAGAAAUCCCACGGGCAGAUCUCCUUCGCCGUUACGGCUAUGUGACCGACAACUACGCCGUCUACGACGUAGUCGAGUUGUCACUGGAGACCAUCUGCCAAGCCGCAGGUCUUCCCAACAGCGACGUUGAGUCUCAGCCUCGUCUCGAAUUCCUCGCCGAGCUCGAUAUUCUGGACGAUGGCUACGUGAUCCCCAGACCUGUUGAAGCCACCACUACCCUGGAAGACAUCCUGCCAGCCGAGCUGGUCAUUCUCCUGAGCACGCUUUCUCUUUCCGAAGAAGACUUCAAGCAGCGCCAAUCCAAGAACAAGCCACCCAAGCCGGCUUUGGAAGCUAACCAAGCUGCCAUUUUGAUCAAGGCUUUGCACUCGCAACAAGCUCAAUAUGCCUCUUCGCUGACACAAGACCUCCAGCUUGCUGCCUCACUUCCUCCGUUGGAUGCGCUGGAUACAUCGUCUCGUCGCGCAAGAAUGGCCCUUCAGGUUCGCAUCGGCGAGAAGCAGGUUAUUCAGACCAUCUUGGGCAUGUUGGAGCCGGCUACGACUGGCUCGUUGAAGCGCGCUGCUGGCGAUGACGGUGAGUCCCGACAGUCCAAGAACCAACGGGUUUGA